AUGGUUGGUGUCGUCAAUAGGAGCAUCACAUCGCAACCGUCCCUGAUGCACGCUGAGGCGGGAGACGCGUCGCCGGAUGCUGAUGGGAGUUCUAGUACGCCGGACGCGACGGUAACGGAUACACUGCGACGGACGGUGUUCGUUGGCAACGUUCCAGCUACCAUACGCAGACGCAAACUGGAGGCGCUGUUUCGUUCCUGUGGCAAAAUUGUUUCAUCCCGUCUCCGGUCGUUCACACCUGCAAAGCCGAACCUGCCUCGAAAGGCGGCCAUGAAUCAAGGCGCCAUCCAUCCUACCAGGCGAACAUGCAACGCGUUUUUAGUUUUCGAGGAUGAUGUUGCGGUGGAACGUGCCUUGCUCCUGAAUGGUACCCCACUCGAGACAGACGAUGGUAGUCAAGUGCACAUGCGCGUUGAUCGUUGUUACCUUGCCCCGCAAAAGAUGCGUGAACAGCGUACGACACGAGCGGAUACCGGCACCGGCGAUGCCGCGGCACCAUCGUACACGUCGCCAGACGCUCUGAGUGCGAAAAUCGCCUGGGAUCAUCGACAUUCUAUCUUCAUCGGAAACGUACCAUUUACUGCAAACGAAGAAGAGAUUCGGAGCGUUUUCAGUGACUGUGGUGCAAUUUUGAACGUGCGCAUUGUUCGAGAUGCCCAGACUGGAAUGGGAAAAGGUUUCGCAUAUGUGACGUUUGCCCCAGAGGCCAAUAUGGACCUUGCUCUGAGUCGUCACGAGACUGUGCAGCUGCACGGACGCCUUCUUCGGGUAGAGCGUUCCGUUGAGCGUCUGGCGAAUCGACGUGCGCAGCAUGGCAAAACCGACAGCCGCAGCAAUGCAGGAAACGGCGCUAGAACGGCUGAUUCGCGACGGAAACAAACGCCGCGUCAUAAGGGUAGAGGAGCUGCUCGCGAUUCGCAGACUACCUCGAAGCGUGCGAAGCGGGAGCGAUCAGCGAAACGGGCUAUGAUACCGAAAGCAGGUCGACGCAAGGGCGCCAAGCGUCGCGCUGGGUCUAACUUGGGUUCACCAGUGAAAGAAGUCGCCGCAGAUGCGCUGCCGCCCUUUGCUGGCCGGGUUGCUGAUCCGAGUACCACACCCUUCUCGCGACCGAAGCACCGACGCCGAAAACGGGGCCCGGGAGUCUCAGGCAAUGCAGGUGUCUCGAAGCGUGUGCGAAAACAAAGCAAAAUAGGCAAGCCGAGGAAGCGGGUGCGCUAG
Molecule: messenger RNA, 1221 nt
Organism: Cyanidioschyzon merolae strain 10D
Lineage: Eukaryota; Rhodophyta; Bangiophyceae; Cyanidiales; Cyanidiaceae
Product: similar to nucleolar RNA-binding protein
Exons: 1
Coding region: 1-1221 (406 amino acids)
Molecular function (GO): RNA binding
Source: RefSeq, a predicted model, not a curated record